AUGAAGAUCUCUGGAGCCUGUGUACUGUGGUGUCUGUUAGCACUCUCCUCAUCCCCAGCUGACUGGUUUCCAUGGGUGGUCAACGGGCAAGAACUGGAAAGUGGAACUGGUCAAGUUAGCACCGACUCUUUCAUCAGCACCUCUGCUGCAGCUGUCACGCCACCUGUGCUUCUUAGUCCUGUUCAGUCUGACAGCGAAACUACGACGGCUUCAUCAGAUUGUCGUGAAGAAAAGUUCCCUUGCACACGCCUGUACUCUGUUCACAAACCAGUAAAGCAGUGUAUCAGCUACCUCUGUGUUACAAGUGUGCGUCGCAUGUACGUAAUAAACAAGGAGGUGUGCUCUCGCAUUGUCUGCAAGGAGAAUGAGGUCAUGCAAGAUGAAAUCUGUCGCCAGCUGGCUGGCCUUCCUUCUCGACGUCUCCGCCGAUCUGGGCAACCCUUGCAUCUCCCUUGCAGACAGCUCCUGGAGCAGCAGCGCAGAGGGCCUGAUGCUCUGUGAGCUACCAACAGGAGGAGAGACAAAGGAAGGGAGCGAAGAGAAAUCAUCAUCCACUACCUACAACCCAAGACAAGUCCUUCUUGUUUGUGAUUUCCCCACCAUUUCCUUGCCUCUCUGCCUUCCUCCACAUCCUAUUCUUCAGGUGCCGCAGUACACAGAGUCCCCUGUCUGCUAGUCUGUCACGGUGGCUGUUGUCAUCU
This is a messenger RNA of Cariama cristata (Red-legged seriema), 701 nucleotides long. Its product is annotated as microfibrillar-associated protein 5-like. Bases 1 to 501 code for a protein of 166 amino acids. The record is from RefSeq and is a predicted model, not a curated record. Gene Ontology annotation, cellular component: microfibril. Gene Ontology annotation, biological process: embryonic eye morphogenesis. NCBI's taxonomy places the organism in Eukaryota, Metazoa, Chordata, Aves, Cariamiformes, Cariamidae. The transcript is spliced from 8 exons.